Messenger RNA from Phoenix dactylifera (date palm), 2662 nucleotides. NCBI's taxonomy places the organism in Eukaryota, Viridiplantae, Streptophyta, Magnoliopsida, Arecales, Arecaceae. The record is from RefSeq and is a predicted model, not a curated record.
CGCCCUUCCCCGCACCCCCCCCCCCUCUGUCUCCCCAAUGAAGAUAAGAGGAAAGAAAGAAAAAAAAAAAUCCUUCUUCUCUUCCAUUGAUUCUCUCCACACUUGCCGCUUUUGAUGAUUCCUUUUCCAUUAAUUCUCGCCUCUUUCCAUGCCCGUUCCAUCGAUUCCGCGUGGCGGGCUGCCUUCCUGCUGGAUUUCCGCGUCACUGAUCCAUGUGAUUCUUUCCCCCUUUUCUUUCCUCCUUUUCAGAUCGAAUUUUUCGGAUAAGGAACCACAGAUUUCUCCCAGUUUUUUCAAAUAGUCGGAUAAAAGCGAGUUGUCUGGGUUUGAUUCGGUGUAAUUGGUACAAAGGAGAGGAAUUCGAAGCCGGUGGAGGCGUGGGAGUAAGGGGCGGGGAGGAGAAUUUGGGGAAUCAUGGCGGCGAAGGCAGCGGGAAAUCAGACGGUGCCACUGGCCGUGCUGCUGAAGAGGGAAUUGACGAGUGAGAAGAUUGAGAAGCCUGAUAUCUUGCAUGGGCAAGCGAGCCAGAGCAAGAAAGGGGAGGACUUCACCCUGCUCAAGUCGGACUGCCAGCGCAUUCCCGGCGACGGUGUCACCACCUUCUCCGUCUUCGCUCUAUUUGAUGGGCACAAUGGUUCUGCAGCUGCAAUAUAUGCCAAGGAAAAUCUCUUAAAUAAUAUUUUAUGUGCCAUUCCCUCAGAUCUUAGUAGAGAUGAAUGGCUAGCAGCGCUACCAAGAGCUUUGGUUGCAGGGUUUGUUAAAACAGAUAAAGAUUUUCAAACUAAAGCACAUACCUCUGGAACAACUGUGACAUUUGUUAUAAUAGACGAAUGGGUUGUAACUGUAGCAUCAGUCGGUGAUUCACGUUGCAUACUUGAAUCUGCUGAAGGUUCAAUUUAUUACAUGUCUGCAGAUCAUAGGCUAGAAGCCAAUGAAGAGGAGGUGGAACGUAUAACAGCGAGUGGAGGUGAGGUUGGGAGACUGAAUGUUGUUGGUGGUGCAGAGGUUGGCCCUCUCAGGUGCUGGCCAGGUGGCUUGUGUCUAUCAAGAUCAAUUGGAGAUAUGGAUGUUGGUGAAUUUAUUGUUCCUGUUCCUCACAUCAAGCAAGUAAAGCUAUCGAAUGCUGGUGCUCGUCUAAUCAUCUCAAGUGAUGGUGUAUGGGAUGCUUUGACUUCUGAAGCAGCUCUUAAUUGCUCCCGUGGCCUGCCAGCAGAUGUUGCAGCAAAUCAGAUUGUUAAAGAAGCUGUGCAAGUCAAAGGACUAAGAGACGAUACUACCUGCAUUGUAGUUGAUAUAUUACCUCCAGAGAAGGUAACUCCUGCUGUUCCGUCACAAAAGAGGCAAGGGAUGGGGGUAUUCAAGAAUAUGUUUCGCAGAAGGUCUUGUGAGUCAACAUCUCAUUCAGAUAGAGGCUAUUCUCAGCCAGAUGUUGUGGAAGAAAUAUUUGAGGAGGGAUCUGCAAUGCUUGCCAAAAGGAAGCUUCAGCAGACUUUAGUGGUGCUGAAUUGCUGCAGAGGAGCUUCCAUGAAUCCUGAAAAUCCACUUGGCAAGCAGGAAUCCUACCUUGUUCAUUCUAAUACAAUCUCAUGCAACCAAGAAGGAAUCGGUUAUAAAUUGAAGAGUAAUGUCAGCAGAACUGGUACCGGGCACCGUACCAGUUGUUCGGCAGGACGAGUCAGUACGGGCCCGUGCCGGGCUGUGCCGAGCCUUCACCGACACAGUGCAAGAGGUGGGGUAGAGGGAGAACGAGAGAGGAAAAGAGAGAGAAGGCGAAGAGAGGGAGGGAGGUUGGCGGCGACCGUUGCCGGGGCAGCAGGCGAAGGCUCUUUUUCUCUCUUUCCUUCUCUUCUGCCUCCGGCAAUGGUUUUUGUUUUCGUUGCCGGAACCGUCCCGGUGAGCUCCCGGGAUGGCUCGGAAUGGCCGGAACCGCCUGGUUCGGGACGGUUCCGCCGACCCUGCUCAAGAGUCAAAUUGAUUCUCAGUCCAAUAUAUUUACUCUAAUAUAUCACAUUAGAAGUCAAGCAAGAUUUGUAGUAUUGUUUAGGGCUGGAAGUAUGCCUUGGACCGACUACCUUAGAGCCUUCAGGCUUGAACUGUUAUAAUUGAAGGUUGGGCUGAGCCUGAAUACAUUUUGGGUCAGCUUUGGGCAACCCUUGCUUCACCUUGAGCUUGGUCUGGAGCCUUAUUGAAUAGUUAUGACAUGUUCAUUUAUAAGCAUAUGUUGUUUUACUUUUAUCUUUUUUUUUUUUUUGAAAAAAUUAGGCAGUGUCUAAUCACUUCCAUUAAGUAGAUGAAAAGUACAGCAAAUACAAAAGAGUCAAACAGCAUUAAGAAAUACCAUAAAAAUAGAACAAACAAAAGAAUAAAGAUCAACUUUUCUCAACAACACUGAACUUUGUCUCUGGCUUAGCAAUCUUUCACUUUAUUCACAACUUCGACAACACCAUCAGACUGGUUUGUAGACAAUCUUUUAUUUCUUUGUAUCCAAAGAGCUAAACAGAUAAUGGCUGCAAGGGUAACCCAGCCCAACAUCUUGUAUAGAACCAUAUGAUAAUACCAGCUUGAUGAACUUGUAGAAAACAAUUUGCAACAAAUAUCAUUGGAGUUUGUGACAAGCAUUUAAUGGGGGAUAUAAGUGUUUAUACGGUAAAUGAUUAAUGGU